Macadamia integrifolia is the source of this 1698-nucleotide messenger RNA. RefSeq lists its product as uncharacterized. Bases 1 to 1698 code for a protein of 565 amino acids. The record is from RefSeq and is a predicted model, not a curated record. NCBI's taxonomy places the organism in Eukaryota, Viridiplantae, Streptophyta, Magnoliopsida, Proteales, Proteaceae. The transcript has 3 exons.
AUGAUGGAUACAGCUUCUUUGAUGUCCAUUCCGUCGAAUGACUGUAAGUUCACGUGGUCAAACAACCGCAAUGUGGGUAAUGUCCGUGUUGUUCUUGAUCGCAGUAUUUGUAAUGAGGAUUGGCUAUCCAUAUUUCCAGGGUGCACUCAGCGAGUGGUGGCUUCUAGCUAUUCGGAUCACUGUCCAUUGGUGGUUUCUUGUGAUGGGAUUCCGUGCCCUUCAAACAUCCCAUUCCGUAUGCUAAGAUUUUGGUCUGAGCAUCAUGAUUUUGUUAGUGUGGUUCUGUCCUCAUGGGUGGUACCUAUUAUUGAGACUCCUAUGUAUGUUGUUGCUGCGAAGUUGAAAAGGAUUAAGAUGGCGCUGAAGUCAGAAGUAGCUGCCAAGAAGGAUUAUGACUCAGCGCUUGUGUUACAAGAGAAGGUUUGGGCUCAAAAAUCUCAGUUAAAAUGGCUUCGCCAUGGCGACCGCAACACUAAGUGUUUUCACUUGUCUACUAAGCUAAGACGAGGGAAGAAUCAUAUUAAAGAGAUUCAAGAUGGGGUUGGUGGUGUUUUAGCAUUUCCUGCAAGCAUUGGUCAGUUCAUCUGUGAACAUUUCGAGAGCUUCCACAAAAUGGAUUUGAUGGUUAAUUCGAAUGAUAUUUUGAGCUGCAUCCCUGAGAUCAUCACUAUGGAUGAUAAUCUGACUUUAAUGGCUGUCCCAUCUAUUGACGAAAUCAAAGCGGCUGUCUUUGAUUUAGAUCCUUCUAGUGCCCUUGGUCCAGAUGGUUUUCCUGGGAUUUUCUACCGCUAUUGCUGGAGCAUUUUGGGUCCUGAGGUGUGCUUGGCUGUGCAGAAUUUCUUCUCAGAGGGAGUUAUCACAAGGGCGGUAAACUCUAACUUCUUAACAUUGAUUCCUAAAGUAGCUAAUGCUUCUAAUGUCAGUCAUUUUCGCCCUAUCUGUCUUGGUAAUUUCCUUUUUAAGAUUAUUCCCAGGAUCUUUGCCAUGCGGAUCUCUAUCCAUCUUCCUAGAUUGAUUUCUGAGGAGCAAGGCACUUUUCAAAGGGGCAAAAUAAUCUCUUCCAAUAUUUGCAUGGCCUCUGAACUUGCAAAUUUGAUGCACUCUAAAUCCUUUGGUAGAGGAUUGGCUUUAAAGCUUGAUAUCAAGAAGGCAUUUGAUAAUCUUGAUUGGGUAUUUUUGUUUGAUGUGAUGCACAAAUUUGGGUUCUCCCAGCUCUUUACUGACCAUCUGCACCAAAUUUUUCUAUCUUCAAAAUUAUCUGUUCUUAUAAAUGGUGGCCCUGUGGGAUUCUUUGGGGUGGGACAUGGCCUUCAUCAAGGGGACCCACUUUCUCCCAUCCUUUUUAUCAUUGCUGAAGAGGUCUUUUGUCGCGGUAUCUCGCUUCUUAAGAUGGAGAAUAAAUUCUACUCCCUUCCUGGUCCAAGAAAUGUCUUUACCCCAUCUCACUUGCUUUAUGCCGAUGACAUUUUUGUCUUUAUUAUUGUAGAGCUGACAUUUAAUGAAGUUUUUGGACAAGUACCAAAGAUGAUCAAAUGGAGUAUUCGUCAUGUCUACUGGGAGGUCAACACUGUGGCAGAUGGAUUAGCGAAGCACGCAGCAAUAUCGAAAUCUUCUAUUGAGUGGAUAGCGCCUACUCUUUUUGUAGUUUCUGAUAUUGAAUGGGACGCUAUAGGAAAACCAAGAUUCCGAUUUGAAUAA